UGGACAUUGAUUUGGACGGCUCAUGGGAGUUUUUUUUGCCUUUGUCCUUGACACUCACCUGGCAAGCAGAACAUCUCUCGGACAUCGUGGAGGGACGGAGAUAGUAAUGGCGUAACGAUGUCCCCUCCCUUCCGUCCUGCUUAUGCGAUGGAAGAGGGAGAGUCUUGGGUGAUAUAUCCACGUUCGCAUAUCGUGGGGUUGUUUUUGUAGUUGAGAGACAGACACAUAUCCAUCACCGCACGGUCAACAGCAGCAGCAAAAGAAGGGAGAGAAUAAAGAUAAUAAGAAGAAGACGAGAGACCUCAUCCGUACCUAUUCGUCUCAUCACACACCGUCGAUACACCCCCGAACGACAGACCAUCAUGUCUUCUCCUUCAUCUUCCACCUCUUCCGAACCGCAACAGCAGCAAUACGACUGGUAUGUGCACCUCCCCGAUCUGCCCGACAGCCAGCAGAUCCGCACCGACAACCGCCAUCUCCACCUGAAGCACAACGCGGACAUCUUCGGGAAGCAAGUCAUCUUUGGCGGCCCAACCCUCGUCGCUCCCUCCCUCAGCCCCGCCGACCCCAACUUCCAAGUCAACGGCAGCAUCCACGUGAUCCGCGCGGGCAGCGAGGACGCCGUGUGGGAGAUGCUGCGCGAGGACCCCUUUGCCAAACUGGGCGUCUGGGACCUGGAGAAGACGGUCGUCGUGCCGAUGAAAUGUUUCGUCAUGGCGCCGCUUUAGAUAUCCUGCGAUGUCGAUGAGAUGAGAAGAUUGAUCGAAGAUGGAGGAGGAUGGAGACGAUGGGAGAACGAUGGGAGACAGAUCUCCGGUACCAUCAGCUGAGAUACACAUCUAUGAACCUGUGACCUCGUUGUCGUUAUGCACACGCGUGAAAUUGGUUGGUUUCUUUCGAUGAGAGAAAAUGUGAGACUUUUAUUCAUUUCAAUAGUGCUG
Molecule: messenger RNA, 941 nt
Organism: Dissoconium aciculare CBS 342.82
Lineage: Eukaryota; Fungi; Ascomycota; Dothideomycetes; Mycosphaerellales; Dissoconiaceae
Exons: 2
Coding region: 363-728 (121 amino acids)
Source: RefSeq, a predicted model, not a curated record